CGCCAAACUUUGAACCCCUUCUCAGUCCUGUUCUAACAGUAUGGAAAAAAUAGAUUUGAUAGAUGCUCAUGUGCAUCUUUACGAUGAAGAGAACCUCAGCUCAUUGAGGUGGAUGGAUAAAUCACUUCCAAUUAGUUGCGAGCACACAGUAACCGAGUAUCGGGUACAGAACUGGAAUCAGGGCACUAGUCGAUUCAAUUUCAAGGGCAUUAUCUAUAUUGAAUCAGACGUCAAGACAGAGCUUUCAAGUGGCCUUGAAGGCUUUACUCCUGCAGUACGAGAAUUGAAAUUUGUAAUUGAACAGUCAGUCAAGGAAGAAGGCUCGAUUCUUGCUAUAGUUCCUUGGGCACCGGUACCUUUAGGACCACAGAUACUAGAACUGCACAUCGAUAAACUAUUUGAAGAUAUCAAUCCACGAAAAAUCUCUUUAAUCAAGGGUUUUCGAUUUCUUUUGCAAGAUAAGCCGGAUGGAAUCAUGGUCUCAAAGAAGUUCAUUGAGUCCAUCAAGUGGAUGGCUAAAAACAAGCUUGUCUUUGAGCUAGGAAUUGAUUUUCAUCGUCGUGGAGAUGGCCAGUAUAGAGAGGUGUGUGUUUUGUUUGAAAGUGUGAAAAAUGCUACUUUUGUCAUAGAUCAUUUUGGGAAGCCCAAUCUUGCACUUGAUGGGUUUUCAGGCAACCUCGAUGCAUGGAAGCGCUCGAUGAAUAACAUCCAUGAGACAGCUGUGAAAAAUAACAAUGCAGUCUACAUGAAACUCAGUGGUUUGUUUUCUGAACUUGACAAACAUGCUGAGAAUAUCAGUUACGAAGAAAUUGUGCAAAGAGCCACUCCCUACUUCGAAUAUGCGCUGCAGACAUUUGGACCCGCUAGAGUUAUUUGGGGAAGUGACUGGCCAGUAUGCAAGCUUAAUGGUGGAGAGACAGCCUUUCCAUUAUGGAGAAACUUAACCAUGGACAUUCUAAACAAUCUUGAGGCAUCUGACGACGAGAAACAACGAGUUUUUAGCAUCAAUGCCGUGGAUGCCUACAAUAUUCAUGUCAACUGAGAGAGUACUGCCAGUCAGAUAAUAAAACUUCUCGUCUUGGUAGUCUUAAUAUGCCAACUAGCAAGAACUUCUUAGGUGUCACCGUUUCUUUUCUGAGUCACCUGCCAUAUUGGUGUCUUUGAAUGAAUACAUGUGAACUUUUGAUCACCAAAACCACUAGGCUCCUCACACAGAGACCGCUUCCCUGUCUGUCGUUUGCGCUGCUCCCAACACUGAAUUACGAGCACUUCACAUUCAUCCCUACACCAGCAUAGUAGAAAGAUUCGCAAGGAUUUUUUCCGCGACAAGCUGUUCGUUGUAGUACACGUUAAACGGCGUCCCCAGUUAAACAAAGCAGGAUUUAUAGUGCAGUGUUUCCUUGUAAAGGCUCACAGAUUGUGCCUGUUUGUUUUGGAGCACUAUUCCUUGAGUUUUAGACAGUUCGCAUUCCGAUCUUAAAUUUAUUUUGGCAAUGAAUUCAAAUAAAACAUGUUCCCG
Ogataea polymorpha is the source of this 1519-nucleotide messenger RNA. RefSeq lists its product as uncharacterized. Gene Ontology annotation, molecular function: hydrolase activity. The record is from RefSeq and is a predicted model, not a curated record. The transcript has a single exon. Lineage: Eukaryota; Fungi; Ascomycota; Pichiomycetes; Pichiales; Pichiaceae. Bases 41 to 1042 code for a protein of 333 amino acids.